Molecule: messenger RNA, 1170 nt
Organism: Acanthoscelides obtectus
Lineage: Eukaryota; Metazoa; Arthropoda; Insecta; Coleoptera; Chrysomelidae
Source: the annotation of a GenBank genome assembly
AUGAAUGCCGACAAUCCUGAGGCUGGAGCCGACGUUGCCACAAUUACCAAAAAUUCGCGGAAAAUGGUGGGGAACGAAGAGAACGAAGAUAGUUGUACAAAAUGUAAAGAGGAUAUAAAGGAAGAUUACUACACGUGUGACGUAUGUAAUGGGAAGAUUCACCAGGUUUGUGCACAGCUAAGUAGCUCAGAAGUGAGAUGUAUGCCUCUACAAAAAAGAACACUGCUAUAUGCUUGUGUAAACUGCAAAGAUGUUUUAAAGAAGAUUCCAAAUUUAGUUAUUUUUAUGGAAGAUAUAAAAAAACAGCUGGCUGAUAAAUCAACCACUACUCCAGUACCCAUACCAAUCCAACAAUCUCAAUAUAGUGAUGUUUUAAAGAAAAGGUGUGAGGAAGUGAUAGUUAUCAAACCAAAGGACAAAACACAAGACAGUUCAAAAACGAAAAAAGUAGUUGAAGAGAAGAUAAAUCCAGCAGAGAUAGGUGUAGGAGUAUCUAGAGUGAAAUAUGUAAAAGAAGGAGGUAUUGCUAUAAGUUGUACAAAAAAAGAAGACAUUACCAACAUAUCUGAGAAUAUAAAAGAGAAAUUGGAUAAGGAGUACGAAAUAAAUAUCCCAAAAAAGAAAAAUCCUAAGAUAAAAGUAAUAAGUAUUCAGCAGAAAUAUAUUGAGACUCCAGACACACUUAUUGAAACUAUUAUCAAGCAGAAUGGUAUUUCUACAGCAGAGGAUGAAAGAGUGCUCAAAAUAAUAAGCGCCUAUGAACAUAAAAGCAAGAAAUAUGGAAUAAUAAUAUUAGAGGUGGACCAGACAAUAUUUGAUGUAAUAAAUAAAAAAGAAGUGUUAUACAUAGGCUGGAAAAAAUGUAAAUAUUUUGAACAUGUUAAUGUCAUUCAAUGCUAUAAAUGCUGGAAAUUUGGUCACAUGGCUCAACAGUGCACUAAUGCAAAUGUUGUUUGUCCAAAAUGCAGUGGAAACCAUAAACAAGAAGAGUGUACAAGUGACGUCAAUGUAUGCGUUAAUUGUAAAUAUGCUUUGGAUGUUCUAAAACUACAAGUGCGUUAUGACCACACAGCAUACAAUAGAAAUUGUGAAGGUUACAAAAGAAUAUUUGAACAGCUUCAAAUGAGAGUAGCCUAUCCCCAAUUACAUGUGAAUAAACAAAGCAAAUAG